ACAAAUAACAUACAAUCGUUUCGGAGUGAUAGUAUUAUCUCCCUUAUCUGCCGUUGUAAUGUGACAAACCGAAAGUAGAACAAGCGAGUAUUCCUAGUACCACAUUCCGGUAUGUCACCGGUCUAGAUGGAAUGUCCACAGAGAGCGAGAUUGCAACUGUAAUUGAGGAAAAAACAACGGAAAGCCAACACGGAAAAAAUGAUAUGACUAAAGAUUAAACUCGUUUAGAAAACAAAACAAUUGUUUAUUUGGUAGAGCUUAUAUCAUCAAAUGACAGUGAAAGAAACAAAAGUGAAUGUGACGGAGGGGAGUCAACACCAAACAUUAGCUACACUAUGGAUAUAGGCCAAUUACAUGUAAAGCUAAAUACCGAAGAGCAAUCUAAAUGUGAUCAUGUUAGGGAACUAUCGAGCACGGAGAUAUCCUUUGAUGAUAAUGAUUCAACCGAGGAAGAAGAUACAACAAAUCUAAACAACAUUACUGAGGAGGAAGGUACAACAAAUCUAAACAAAAGUACGGAGGUGGAAGGUACAACAAAUCUAAACAGCAGUACGCAGGUGGAAGGUACAACAAAUCUAAACAACAGUGCGGACGAGGAAGGUACAACAAAUCUAAACAACAGUACGGACGAGGAAGGUACAACAAAUCUAAACAACAGUACGGAAGUGGAAGGUACAACAAAUCUAAACAACAGUACGGAUGUGGAAGGUACAACAAAUCUAAACAACAGUACGGAGGGGGAAGGUAAAACAAAUCUAAACAGCAGUACGGAGGUGGAAGGUACAACAAAUCUAAACAACAUUACUGAGGUGGAAGGUACAACAAAUCUAAACAGUACGGAGGAGGAAGGUACAACAAAUCUAAACAAAAGUACGGAGGAGGAAGGUACAACAAAUCUUAACAGCAGUACGGAGGUGGAAGGUAUAACAAAUCUAAACAACAGUACGGACGAGGAAGGUACAACAAAGCUAAACAACAGUACGGAGGGGGAAGGGAAAACAAAUCUAAACAGCAGUACGGAGGUGGAAGGUACAACAAAUCUAAACAACAGUACAGAGGUGGAAGGUACAACAAAUCUAAACAACAGUGCGGACGAGGAAGGUACAACAAAUCUAAACAACAGUACGGAGGUGGAAGGUACAACAAAUCUUAACAACAGCACGAAGGUGAAAGGUACAACAAAUCUAAACAACAGUACGGAGGUGGAAGGUACAACAAAUCAAAACAACAGUACGGAGGAGGAAGGUACAACAAAUCUUAACAACAGCACGAAGGUGAAAGGUACAACAAAUCUAAACAACAGUACGGAGGUGAAAGGUACAACAAAUCUAAACAACAGUACGGAGGUGGAAGGUACAACAAAUCUAAACAGCAGUACGGAGGUGGAAGGUAAAACAAAUCUAAACAGCAGUACGGAGGUGGAAGGUAAAACAAAUCUUAAUAGCAGUACGGAGGUGGAAGGUACAACAAAUCUAAACAACAGUUUGGAGGUGGAAGGAAAAACAAAUCUAAACAGCAGCACGGAGGUGGAAGGUACAACAAAUUUAAACAGCAGUACGGAGGUGGAAGGAACAACAAAUCUAAACAACAGGACGGAGGUGGAAGGUAAAACAACUCUAAACAGCAGUACGGAGGAGGAAGGUACAACCAAUCUAAACAACAGUACGGACGAGGAAGGUACAACAAAUCUAAACAGCAGUACGGAGGUGGAAGGUACAACAAAUCUAAACAACAGAACGGAGGUGCAAGGUACAACAAAUCUAAACAACAGUACGGACGAGGAAGGUACAAUAAAUCUAAACAGUACGGAGGAGGAAGGUACAACAAAUCUAAACAACAGUACAGAUGAGGAAGGUACAAUAAAUCUAAACAACAGUACGGAGGUGGAAGAUACAACAGCAAAUCAAAACAACAGUACAGAGGAGGAAGGUACAUCAAAUCAAAACAACAGCACUGCAGUUUGUAACCACAGUACGAAGGAAAAAUGUUCAACAGCCAGUCAAAACAACAGGACGGAGGAAGAAGAUACAACACUGCUUAACAGCAGUAGAGAGGAGGAAGGUACAACGCCUUUAAACCUCAAGACGGAGGAGGACGGAACAACAACAUAUCUAAACAGCAGUACGGAGGAGGAAGAUAAAACAAAUAUAAACAACAUUUUUAAGGAGGAGAGCACAGCAAUAAACCUAAACAAUUGUACGGAAGAUGAAGAUACAACAACAAAUCUUAACAGUACAGAGGAUGAAGAUACAGAAGAUGAAGAACUAAGGGUAACUGAUCUGGCUAACAGUGCGGAAGAUGAAAGUAAAACAAUAACUGCAGAAACGACUUCUGAUACAAACGACACAACAACCAAAGUCACUGUUGAUCAGGCAGGAGAACACAAAUUGAAGGCACAAGAAUGCCCUUCUCCAACAUGUCAAGAUUGUGAUGACGGAAAGUCUCUGAAUGACACAGUCGAAUGUCUACCUGGUGAUUCUUGUGAAGGUACUGAACUAGGAGGAAAUUUGUGGGAAGAUGGUGGCAUUUUUGCCACUGAUGUCGAAAUUGCUAAACAGUAUUCAUUGUACCAUACCAACAGAUCAACAAGAACAUUGAAUCAAAAGGUUCAAAUCAAUUUCAUAGGAACACCUAUGAGUAGGCGGAUACCUGUACAUACCUCUCUGAAACCAAAGACAACUGACAAAGGUUCUACAAAAGAUAUUGGUUCGUCAGUGAACAAUCCGAAUCUGUCAUCUCAUCUUGUAUCAGACACAUAUAGCAGACAACAUUCAACAACCAAGCAACAAACAGAGUUAAAACAGACUUCUGCGAUCAGGACGCAACAGUGCAAAGGGACUUUAUUUGCCAUUUGUACACAUUGUAACCACAGAAAUAUGGCCCUUUAUUCCUGUGAGGAUUGUAUGGUGAACUGCUGUUCGGUAUGCAUCUAUGCCCUUCACCCUCGUGAGACACUCUACAAGAACCACACGAUCUUGAGUGGACAUACGGUAUUACGCUGUGGAGUCCACGACGAACCAUUAUCCUGGUACUGCCGUACUUGUGAUCAGCCAAUAUGCGCAAUGAGCUUAGCCUUAUCCAUUCACUCUUCACAUGGCGUCGAAAAAGUGGAAACUUACAUCAAGAAUGAAAAGAAACAGCUCCUAGAGUCAUACCGACAGGUCGGGACGAGAUGUUUGGAGAAAGCUCACGUUAAUCUGACAGCAUUAGACGAGUGCGAGGAAUCAGUGAGACUGGAAUGGAUUCUGCAGAAACAACAAAUACAGCAGGAAUUCGCAACAUUGAAGAAAGUGAUUGGAGAAACUGAAGAUUAUCUGAUUAAGGACGGACAGAAGGCUGUUGAUUCAAGAAUACGCCAUCUUAAUUCAAUGAGACACGCAUACGGAGACGUCGUGGACAGGGAAGCGAGGCUAGCUCAAAUGUCUUUGGACAGUGUGAACGAAACAACAAAAUCACACUUCCUCAAGUUGGUGAACAACACACAGGAAGAAUUAUCAAACUUCGCACAACAAACCGAAGUUAUCCCGAAUGUCAGUCUAACGGGCAUGACACCUUUAGCGACACCUCUCAGUUUAUUUCAAGUGACCACGUACUUAAAGCAACUGAAGUUAUCAUUGGGAUCUUCAGCCAUACGACCACAUCAACGAGUGUUAUUCGUACCUGGAACCGCCAUUCGAGCGUCUAUUACAACACACGAACUUUGGGACGCUCCAGAUCUCACGUCAUCAAGUUUGACGUAUUCCAUAGAAAUAAAAGAAGGGUGGUCAAGUAAAGGUUACCUGUGGAAGGGUGUGGUCAGUCCUGGUGGUCUACUAUUCAAUGGACCAGGGAUGCACUUUCUGCAAGGAAAUUGCAGAUACUUGAUGAAGGUCACUCCCCGGUACCGAACAACGACAGGCUAUGUAACCUAUGAAACCACACUUGGGAAGCCUUGCCGUAUCUUCAUUAUUACAGCCUUGGAAGCAAUGGAUCAAUCCCCUGAUCGAAUUAACACAGCUAAAAUAACAGCAAGUUAUUUGUACACAAGCUUUGAGGAGGAUCGUCUUGCAUACAUAACGCAACUGUCACGUGCAGAAAAAGAAACACCCGACAACAAAUGCAGACGGGAGAGAAAAUCAUUUUGCAAACUUUGGCAGAAGAGAUGCAAAAGUUUAAAAGGAUAUACCAGGAGGAAAGAAUGAACAGGAGAACGACGUAAUAAAGGCACGGGAUGUGACGACCAAUUGAUCAGUUACAGCGUAUGGAAUGUAAACAGUCUAUCACAACGACUAUUUGCGUAGGGAAAGACUAUCUACAUGAUUAUCAUAGAGUAUAUUUUAUAUCAGAAUUGCAAUGCAGCUUGUUUAAAUAUACCUUUUUCUUGAAAUAGUAUGUAAAUCAACGUUUAACCUUAAAGUGUACUAACGAUGACGCAACAUAAGGAUUUGUCUUGACCACAAUGUACCGAAUUCCUUAGACUAGCCACCGUCUCUAGAAUAUUGAAUUAUUAAGAAAUAAGUUUAACUCAAGAAAUUUUGAUCACUUGGAUGUCUGAUUCUAGAGACUGGUCAAAUGUGGAUAAGGUUUGUAAUUUGACUCCGGGGCUAGGCUGCCUGUGAAACCACGAACACCCCAGUUUUUAAUGGGUGAAAACCCUAACGGCUUGCCAUAGCUUCAUCCAUGUUCAGGACAUAUCCAACAUGAUAAAAUCAGGCCCUGGUAUGUGUAGCCAAGACCAUACGAACACAGCUAAAGGAAACCCCUCCUGCCCAGUCCCCCCACUCCAACAACCACCUGUAAACCUAGGGUAAUAAAACUUCCACUGGUCACAUCCCAGCCACCAAAUCAAAUCAGAAUGAUCUCAGUAAUGCUAUAUGGGCUUGACCAUUCUGCACUCACCUAAGUUCUAAACUAGGGGGAAAUAAGCUAGUAGUAAAAUGCAGCUGAGCAAUUCUUCAUAAAAACUUAGGGGCUGGUAGCCAGUCUACGAAUUCCUGAAUAUAACAUAUUUUGUACAUGUACCAUAUUUUACACUGCAUUUUCCCAACUCCCUUCUAACUUCCCCUGUAAUGUAUCCCUAUUCACGUCACUAUCCCUAAGCUAUAGUUGUUAAUGUUGGUUACCAUGAAACAGAUUUAUAUAUUUGUAUUAUGAACUACAUAUGUUAUGAGAAUAAAACAAAAUUUAAACUAUCUAUAUCUCCACAUCUGACCAUGAAACUUUCCGCAACUAGUCUCCAUAGCUAUCCAGUAACAUGAUGCGUAUAUGUAAUGUAAUACAACAGAGAUGAUGACAAUGUUAUAGUGUUCAAACGCUUAAGGUAACACAUAGAUUUCACGGGAGGAAGAACGACAUGUGUUGAUAUAUAUUACCUCAGUUUGCUUUGCAAAAUCAUUAUUUUCUCUUUAAAAUAUGUGAUGUGUUUUUAAACCUUUGAUUUUAUUCUCUUCUCUUGUUAGGUUUACUUUUACCAGAAAAGUGCUUAAAUAAAAAAAAAUGAAACUAUUUGUUAUACUUUUAAACAGUCUGUAGUAAACUACAUUAUAUGGA
This is a messenger RNA of Mizuhopecten yessoensis (Yesso scallop), 5529 nucleotides long. Its product is annotated as general transcriptional corepressor trfA-like. Gene Ontology annotation, molecular function: zinc ion binding. The transcript has 16 exons. The record is from RefSeq and is a predicted model, not a curated record. Bases 336 to 4181 code for a protein of 1281 amino acids. Lineage: Eukaryota; Metazoa; Mollusca; Bivalvia; Pectinida; Pectinidae.